Messenger RNA from Penicillium daleae, 4536 nucleotides. Its product is annotated as chromatin-remodeling ATPase CHD1. Gene Ontology annotation, molecular function: chromatin binding; histone binding; ATP-dependent chromatin remodeler activity. Bases 1 to 4536 code for a protein of 1511 amino acids. NCBI's taxonomy places the organism in Eukaryota, Fungi, Ascomycota, Eurotiomycetes, Eurotiales, Aspergillaceae. Gene Ontology annotation, cellular component: chromatin; nucleus. The record is from RefSeq and is a predicted model, not a curated record. The transcript has 2 exons. Gene Ontology annotation, biological process: regulation of transcription by RNA polymerase II; nucleosome organization.
AUGCUAACUGCCCCUCCUGUCAUAGCCUCCAGCAUGGUGAUCCCAUCGGGUCAAGAACCUCUUACCUCCUCCAGUAUGCCAAAUGGCUACUCACAUUCCAGUAUGGAUGAAGACGCACCCGCAGAGCUCGACAUCACCCCUAAGAGCGAGCCAAAUGCCUACGGGCUCAUCGAGUCGCAUCCCGUCUCCGAGUCCUCCCCCGAACCUGAUGCCGCGGACGACUCGUAUGAGGCCGAGUCUCCAGCUUCAGAUGGAGAAGAUGAAGACGUUGUGAUGGAAAACAGUGGGGAUGAUAUCGGUCAAUACAGCCGUGAAAACUCUACAUCGCCCGAACCAGACCGCGGCGUCAAGCGAAAAUCGUCGCCGCCAGACGAAGUCGAGUUCAUGCGACAAAAUCCCGAUCUGUAUGGCCUUCGUCGAAGUGGUCGCGCACGUCAAACACGUCAUCUCGUCGACUCGUCCGACUCUGACUCCGAUGUCGUUGCGCCACGCUCCAAGCGCCGACGCAAGGAACCCUCCCAGCAACCUUCCAAGACAUCACGGUCGGCUACAAAUUCCUCAUUCUCGGAAUCUGACAGUGAUGAGUACGGAGGAAAGGGUGCCCGCGCAAACAAGGCACGACGACGGCGUCUAAAGCAAGCCGCAAGCACAGAACCCUCCUUUGCUGAGGUGCGCUUCUCGACGCGGAAUGCCUCCAAGGUGUCGAACUACAAUGAAGACGAAGAUGAUGAGAUCUUCGACGAAGAUCCGGAUGAAAUCAUGGACAGCUACUGGGCCCAAAACUACGUGGAGGACACCCGCCCUGCUGUUGAUGUCGUUUUGAAUCAUCGGCUAAAGGAAGGCGUGGACCCCAAAAACCCAGAUGUCGAUCGCCAAGACUUUGAAUUCUACAUCAAGUGGCAGGACAAGUCACAUGUUCAUGCCACCUGGGAAUCGAAUGAGUCUCUUGCCAAUUGUCGCAGCACGCGUCGUGCGGACAACUAUGUACGUAAGGUGCUCAACGAAGAGCUUCGUCUGCUCCAUGACCCCGACGCACCUCCAGAGGAUCGAGAGAAGUGGAACCUUGAUCGGGAACGUGAUGUCGAGGCCAUUGAAGACUACAAAAAUGUCGAAAGAGUUAUCGGUGUCCGAGAAGGGGAGGACGGCACGACUGAAUAUCUCGUGAAGUGGAAACGGCUGUUCUAUGAUUCGUGUACCUGGGAAGCCGAAGAUCUGGUCAGUGAUAUUGCACAGAGUGAAAUUGACCGUUUCAUCGAUCGCUCGGCUCGCGUGCCCGUCUCCGACAAGAACGAAACCAAUCCAGCUACCCGCCGACCAUUUGAGCGUAUUCAAACCACGCCAGACUUCUUGAAGAAUGGAGAACUCAAGGAUUUCCAGAUUAAAGGCCUGAAUUUUUUGGCAUUCAACUGGGUCAAAGACCGGAAUGUGGUCCUGGCAGAUGAGAUGGGACUUGGAAAAACGGUACAGACUGUUUCUUUCAUCAACUGGCUGCGUCAUGUUCGGCGACAGCAAGGUCCUUUCAUUGUCAUUGUCCCCCUGUCAACCAUGCCGGCAUGGGCGGACACAUUCGAUAAUUGGACCCCGGAUUUGAAUUAUGUCGUCUACAAUGGCAGCGAGAAGGCGCGUUCAGUUCUCCGGGAUUACGAGUUGAUGGUGGAUGGUAACCCUAAGCGGCCAAAGUUCCACGUCCUCCUGACCACUUACGAAUACGCCAUGAACGACUCUCCCUUCCUCGGCCAGUUCAAAUGGCAGUUCAUGGCUGUUGACGAGGCCCACCGUCUUAAGAACCGUGAUUCACAGCUUUACGUCAAGCUCAGUGAGUGGAAGUGCCAGGCACGUCUUCUCAUCACUGGUACUCCCAUCCAAAACAAUUUGGCUGAGCUGUCCGCUCUCAUGGACUUCCUCAGCCCCGGCAUGGUUCACGUAGAUGUCGAUAUGGAUCUAAACUCAGAGCAUGCGUCACAAAAGCUAGCCGAGUUGACCGAUGCUAUUCAACCAUUUAUGCUACGCCGUACCAAGUCCAAAGUGGAGUCGGAUCUUCCUCCAAAGACUGAGAAGAUCAUUCGCGUGGAGCUUUCUGAUGUCCAGUUGGAGUACUACAAGAACAUCCUGACCAAGAACUACGCUGCUUUGAAUGAUGGUGCCAAAGGCGUGAAACAAUCACUGCUGAAUAUCAUGAUGGAACUAAAGAAAGCGAGUAAUCACCCGUUCAUGUUCCCCAAUGCAGAGGCAAGGAUCUUGGAAGGCAGCACACGGCGAGAGGACAUCCUUCGCGCCAUGAUAACCAGCAGUGGCAAGAUGAUGUUGUUGGAUCAACUACUCCGCAAACUCAAGACCGACGGUCAUCGCAUCCUGAUUUUCUGUCAAAUGGUUGGCAUGCUCAACAUUCUCAGUGAAUACAUGGAAUAUCGUGGCUACAAGUAUCAACGGCUUGAUGGAACCAUUCCUUCGGCUGCUCGUCGCCUGGCCAUUGAACACUACAAUGCCCCAGAGAGUACCGAUUUCGCCUUCCUCCUCUCCACGAGAGCCGGUGGUCUUGGAAUUAACUUGAUGACCGCUGAUACUGUCGUUCUCUUUGAUUCCGAUUGGAACCCUCAAGCCGAUUUGCAAGCCAUGGCACGAGCUCACCGCAUCGGGCAAACCAAACCCGUGAGCGUCUACCGCCUUGUAUCCAAAGAUACUAUCGAAGAGGAAGUUAUUGAGAGAGCCCGGAACAAGCUCAUGUUGGAAUUUAUCACAAUCCAGCGUGGCGUGACCGACAAGGAAGCCACUGAGAUGCAGAACAAGAUGGCCCGCGUGGUCAACGAACCGAACUCCACGGAGGAUAUCUCCCGCAUCCUCAAACGUCGUGGCCAGAAGAUGUUCGAGCAAACUGAUAACCAGAAGAAACUUGAGCAACUUGAUAUUGACUCCGUUCUCGCAAACGCAGAACUUCACCACACUGAGCAGGAGGAAUCGAUCCAGGCAGACGGUGGUGAAGAAUUCUUGAAAGCCUUUGACUUUGUCGACAUCAAGGUCGAUGAUCUCACUUGGGAUGACAUCAUUCCUGCAGAUCAGCUCGAGGAGAUUAAAGCAGAAGAGAAACGCAAGGCCGAUGAGAGGUAUCUUGCGGAGGUUAUUGAGGAGAACCGGCCUCGGAAACGCCAUGCGCCUGCUGAAUCGAAAGAAACUCGGGGAGAACGCCAGGCCAAGCGUCAGGCAAGGGCACAAGUCGCUUUGGACGAUGAUGAGGAUGACAGCAGCUCCCUAGAUCCAAAGCGUCCUCUGGAAGAAAAGGAAUACCGUUCUCUUUCACGGGCCUUCCUGCGUUAUGGUGAUUGGGCAGAUUGCGAAGAGCUCAUUGUCGAGGAUGCUCGGCUGCAAAAUCGGGACCGAGAAACGGUUUAUGCGGCUCUUCGUGAGAUCACGGACAAGGCGACCUCACUUGUCCAAGAGAACCUGGCCCAAAUGGAGGCUAUCAAGCAGUCUGGCAAGAACUUGACGAAGAAAGAACAAAAGGCUGUUCUCUUUGACCAUCACGGUGUGAAGCGCCUCAAUGCCUGGACCAUCGUCGACCGGCCGCCUGAUAUGCGCCUUAUUCGGAAAAUUACUACUGCUCUGCCGGAUUUCAAGACCUUCCGUCUUCCAGAAGCCACCAAGUUGGCUGAUUACAGCUGCCCAUGGGGUGCUCGUGAGGAUGGAAUGCUCCUAGUUGGCAUUGCACGUCAUGGAUUUGGCGCUUGGACACAAAUUCGAGAUGAUGUGGAUCUGGGCCUUGGUGAUAAGUUCUUCCUGGAGGAACACCGCGUGGAGCGAAAGACCCAGCGUGCCCAAGGGGAUGAAAAGUCUACCAAGUCACCGGGAGCUGUCCAUCUCGUCCGCCGUGCCGAGUAUCUGCUCUCUGUCAUGAGGAACAAACACAGCAACGGCAGCAAUCUCAACGCGAGAAGAGCGGUUGAGAAUCAUCACCGGAACAACAAGCGGAACUCGCGCGUUGGCAGUGGUAGCGUUUCCGCAUCUCCUGCUCCCCCUGCUCGCAAGGGUCACCGGGAAGCUGAGCGAUCAAGACCUCGUUCCCACACACAUGGUAGCCGUGACUCCGGUGAUCGUCACCAUACCCCAAGCCAUGACCGCCCAAGGUCAGGUCAGGAUGGUGACCGCCCUCGCCACCGUCCCUCUGACGCGGCCAACGAUGAGCACCGUCGUCGCAAGAGUCACGAGAAUGGCAGCUCGAGCAAAGAAGACAUGGCCAAAGCGUUCUUCCGCCCCAUCGUGCCAAAUCUUAAGCAGGUCUCCAUGAUCACAGCGAAGAACUAUCCCAACAAACAUGAACGGGCUGUCAAGCUCCGCAACACGAUUGUGAAGAUUGGGAAGUUCAUUCGCAACACGCUGGAAGGUGAACAGUCUAUGCCUUCCCUUGAGAAACGUCUGUGGGAUUAUGUUUCCGCCAACUAUUGGCCCAACAAGGAGGCCAGCGGAUCCAAACUUCAACAGAUGUUUGAUAAGGUCAUGGAAGCCAGUAAGCUCGAGGGUGAGAAGAGAUCGAACGGUUCAUGA